GACAAAGCGUCGUUCGUGCUUACUGGAUUUCGGCGCGUUCUCCGUAAGACUGCAGGCGUUGCACUGAUUGUCUGCUUUAUUUUGAUUAACUUUCCUGUGAACUUUUCGUUGAAAACCUGAUGAACUGUGAAUGUUCGUGAUGGAUUGCCCCAUACCAGUCAGUACAGAUGGAUGCAAUCCUUUUAUCGGACUUGUGUCGGCGUUGGUAACACCCCUGCGAACAUCUGUCUACCGUUUUGCGUAGCAGGAUGUCCUACUAUGAUGCAGAAAUGGGAGGGCUUGGCAGCACUUAUAAUGGAGCAUCCGCCUUCUCGGAAAAAGCGAUCCGCCAUGGGUUCAUUCGCAAGGUGUACGGAAUCCUCAUGGUGCAGCUGGCCAUCACAGCAGGAUUCAUUGCACUCUUCAUAUUUGAGCCAAACGUGCAACUAUAUUCACGACAGCACCCAGCACUCUACAUAUCUGCCAUGGUCAUAACGUUUGUGCUCAUGAUCGUGCUUGCCUGCUGUGACGCUGUUCGUCGUGCGUUCCCUAUCAACUUGGUUCUGCUCUUGUUAUUUACUGUUUGUGAAGGUGUUCUGCUUGGCACGGUCUCAAGUUUCUACGAAGUGAAAGAAGUGAUGAUUGCUGUGGGAAUCUGCACUGUUGUAUGCCUCGGGCUGACCCUGUUUGCUUUCCAAACAAAGUGGGACUUCACCGCAAUGUCUGGCAUCCUGUUCGUCUGCGCCUUGGUCUUCAUGUGCUUCGGCUUUGCCCUGAUCUUCAUCAAAGGAGAUAUUGUGCGUCUGGUUUACGCGUGCAUUGGAGCCCUCCUCUUUUCUGUGUACCUCAUCUUUGACACGCAGCUUAUGAUUGGGGGGCGGCACAAGUACUCCAUCACGCCGGAGGAGUACAUAUUUGCAGCCCUGACACUCUACAUGGAUGUCAUCACACUCUUCCUCUACAUCCUGGAAAUUGUGAGCCGUGCCAGUGGCGACAGGCGGGGUUCCUCCAGCUAUGUCUGACAUCAUUUUUGUUGUCUCCUGCCGUGUCGGCUUUCUUCGUUACAUUCCUGUGCCGAGCGAGUGGCUGCGACAUCUGAUGGUGCAAAACUGCGCACAAAAAUGCCUGUUUUUCUUUUACAUUCACGGCAAAGUACCACCUUUUUCUUUCUUUCGUCUUCUUUGUCUUUUUAGCUGUUAACCAUCUCUCAUCUUUGUCCUUCUACCCAUACAAACGUGUACAGGUGACAUGAUGUACAGAGUAGAGAUUUGGUAUUUAACAGUACAGUGGCACAAGUUGAGCCGGCGAGUAGAAUGCAGACCUUGCCUUUUUCUUGGACAAUUAAAGCCUGUCUUUUAAAUGUAUAGCCUAUUGAUGGUGUAGAAGCAGGGCCAAUGUUAACUCAAGAAUAAUUGUGAUCCUACUGCUGACAUGAAUAUGCAACAACUCCAGAACCAGCAAGCUGUGUUGAAUAAGUCUUUGGGUGUUUUUACAUCGUGUUUUGUUGCGCUUGUUCUAGUAGGCCUACCCAUGUUGUUGCACAGCAGAAAGAAAAUGUGAACCUCUUUUCACGGCUGUUUUAUUAAAGGCAAUCAUGUGGUAAAGUGCUAAUGUUUGCCAAGAUGUCCACAGUGUUGUUGGUCUUGUCGCCAUUUCACAAGUUUUUAGGAUCCAAUCGAUUUGGCUUGCUCAUUGCUGCUCCAUUAUGCUGUUUCAUUGCAACCAUGUGCAUAGCUUUCCUGAUGCACGGCUUAAUAUUUAUAAUGUCCAUGUUAAACUUGGUCUUCUCACUUUUGCACUAUGCUGAUGUGGCUUGUAAACAGCAAGUUUGCUUAAAAUUUCUGCUGGAGUUAUAGUUCCUGACUAUCUCAGACAUGUUCAGUGUGACAGCUGAAACUUCAUGUGAAUAAAGCAAGUAUGUAAUAAUAUGAACCAUUCUAGCUCUCAUGCAGAAAGGCUUGUAGUUUUCAACUGCAUCAGGAGUUGGCAAAAUAUAGCCAUUCUGUUUCUGCAUAUCAUGUUUGCCAUUUGGCUUUAAUUAUACUGCACUGCUAGCUGAAUUACAGUGCAAAGAUAGAUGUCAAAGUUUUAACAAAAUGCCACUGCUGUAAUCGUAAUAAAGGGACACUAAGGAGAAUUGAGCCAUAUCUGUAAAGUACAUUUUGUGAACUGUAAACGAUUCAUUCUUGCCUGAAGUGAAGGCUCAGUGCACAUGAAAAAGACUCAAAAAGGAAAUAGGAAUGGCAGCACAUUGAAAGUCUGACAUCAGCUCUAUGUGACAUCAUAAGCUUUGAGAGCAUCUGCUCGUGCCUCAUUGUUGCUAAAAAAAAAAAAAAGAUUGCUGUUUCCAUGACACUGCAAUUAACUUUUCACAAUCGCGACUUGGGCGCAAGGUCUUUAGGAAGGCAAGUUGGGCCAUUUCUCCUUCAUUUCCCUUGUUUCUAAUAAAUUUUUUUCUGCCCUAGAAAUGCUGAUAGAGUAUUAAAUGAGUAAUCCAUCCAUCUAAACUAUUUUACCAAUUCUGUUUAGUGUUCAUUUAAAAUAAGUCUCAUAUCACAUGCUUGGCAAGUGAAUUUGUUAACAUGGAAUGUUUCUUGGAUCCAACACCUGAGGAAGCAGCAGCGUGGCCCAUGGUGUCACCUUUGGCAUUGACCUAUCUUGGCCAUUGGGUUAUUGUGUGAACCUGCUAUGUAUAUCGAUCAAACAUAAUGGCUUUGUAAAGUAUGUUAGAAAAGCUACUGACUGUUAGUCAGCUUUUCUUUGUAUAGAGAGAGAAAUGUUUUAUUGUAUAUUGCUCAGUUUCUUAUUGAACACUACCGUCAAUUAGUGAGAGGGUGUAACAAUCCAUCAAAAAUCGGCUUGAAGUUGGUAGAUGAUUAUACAAGGUGCUUUCUGUAGCACCAGGUCAGCAAUAAGCAUAAUGUUGCAACUUUUCAUUAUUUAUGUUUGAUAUUUCAAUGCUGUAAUUUUUGAAAGUUUGAUUUUAAUAUUUGCAGUGAAUAAAUUUUCUAUUUAAAUGGUUAACCACUGAGCUUUAUGUAGAAGUAAGCCGUUUGCUAAAUGGGUCUCAUACAUUCCUUUGAGUGUCUGUGCUUUUUUUUUUCAUACCUACGCACAUUCUUUGCAAUAAGUUUAGCAUGUUCAGUCUCUGUUCAUGUUUCUCUGCACAGAGAUUUUCUUUCUUUAGCUUACACUUUUGUUUAUUCAAGGUGAGGCUAGUUCACAAGUUACUGAGGCUAAUUGUCUAGUCACCCAUUUUUGUAUGCAUGCCUGGUGACCUUUUAUAAUAAUAUCAGAGGUGCCACAAGAUGACUAUUUACCAGAUCCGUGUGAGUAAUGCAUUUCUUUUGUAUUGCCAUUUAAAAUGAGCUCCUAGCUGUUUGUCGCAACGUUUGCACCUUAAUGCGCCAUGCCCAAGCAACAGGAAAGUUCCAUUGCACAUCAGAUCUUGUGCAUACCUACUACUUACUUGGUGCUUGUUCUCUCGUGACAAACGUUGAACAGACAGCGGUGUGAUAUAGCCAGGUUGCUUACACAUAUGUCAAUCUAGCCCAGAUCGCAUUCACAUUAUUUCGUGGUCCCAUGUGUGUCCCAUGUACAUAUGUUUUUCCUGGAUAUAGUGUAUAUGCACCUCUUCGCGCUGGCAGCUGGUAGAUCAAUACAGUUCACUUGCAACUAAUCGUUUGUGAUUGCAGCUCCGUUGUACACAGCCGUAGCUCAGUCGUCAGUGUAUCGUGUUGCUGGCAAAUAAAGAUUCUACUUUAACUGUU
This is a messenger RNA of Dermacentor albipictus, 3749 nucleotides long. It is a transcript of the gene Lfg, whose product is annotated as lifeguard. The record is from RefSeq and is a predicted model, not a curated record. NCBI's taxonomy places the organism in Eukaryota, Metazoa, Arthropoda, Arachnida, Ixodida, Ixodidae.